Molecule: messenger RNA, 411 nt
Organism: Lottia gigantea (owl limpet)
Lineage: Eukaryota; Metazoa; Mollusca; Gastropoda; Lottiidae
Exons: 6
Coding region: 1-411 (136 amino acids)
Source: RefSeq, a predicted model, not a curated record
AUGGCGGUCGAGGUCAAAGAUGACGGUCGUGGUCAAAGUUCAAAAAUGGCGGUCGAGGUCAAAGAUGGCAGUCGAUGUCAAAGUUCAAAAAUGGCGGUCGAGAAGAAGAGCACAGAAGAAGAUGGUUUUCUGCAUAGAUUUAUUGAUUUGAUGUUUCUGCAUAAAAAUGAUGAAGAUAAGUUUGAAUAUUUAAAUAUCAGUCAGGAAAUCAUUGGUCUGAAAUUAAAAUUAGCAAUGAUAUUUGUUAUAUGUAUCUGUUUUCAUAGUUUAAGGGUUAGAAAUGGUAAAUCGUCUGGUAAUUUACCUAGCCGCAAUAGCACUGCAACAAUAGGAGUGUUCUGGGGUCAUGGCCUGUAUGGUUCUCCAGACCUCCUAUUCACAGAUGAAGAGGAACAGAUGAAGAACAGAUGA